AAAAGAUUAGGAAACAAAUUUGUUUACAUGUACACAUUAAUAGAGAUUAGGGACCUAAGGUUAGAAAAUGUGGCAAAUCUUCUCCCAAGUACUGACUCAGGGAAAUCUACAUUUGUUAUUCAAGGAGAUAAAAUGGGACAUCAUGUUUCAAAUACUGAUCACAGGUUCUGAUUGUGAUUGUAAAACACCUCUGUUUGGCCUUACAGAGCAUUAUAUAACGCCUCCUCUCUGCAGUUCCCUCCACUGCCACCUCGUGGGAUCUGCUCCCCACAGAAUGGGUCUGCUCCUGCCCCUGGUGCUCUGCGCCCUGGCUGUGGGCUCUGGGGCUACAUCUCCACCCCAGCAAGUUUUCAACCCUUCGCCUUUACUCUCCCGUGGCUGCAAUGACUCAGAUGUGCUGUCAUUUGCUAAUUUUGCCCUGGGGGACAUCAACAGGGACCGCAAGGAUGGCUACGUGCUGAGCCUCAACCGAGUGAGCGAUGUCCGUGAACACAGACAGGAUGGACCAGCAGCUCUGUACUAUCUCACCCUGGACGUGGUAGACACUGACUGCCAUGUGCUCAGCAGGAAGUCAUGGAAGGACUGUAAUGUGAGACCACUGUUGGAAUCAGUUUAUGGUCAAUGCAAAGCAUUAUUUUAUAUGCACAAGACAGCAAGAAUCCUCUAUACACUUUCUUAUAACUGUACUCUUCGCCCAGUUUCUAGUGGAAGCAUUCGUCGAAUGUGCCCUGACUGCCCAGUGCCUGGUGGUUCUGUCUCCCGUGACUUCUCAGAUCCCAAGGUCUUGGAAGCUGCCACUGAAUCUCUUGCAAAAUACAACAGUGAGAGCACCUCGAAGCAGUAUUCUCUGGUCAAAGUCACCAAGGCUUCUAGCCAGUGGGUGGAUGGACAUUUAUACUCUGUGGAAUAUUUAAUCAAAGAGGCACCUUGUACCAAAUCCCAGGCCAGCAGCUGCACGCAUCAGUCUCCUGACUCAGAGGCUGUUGGCCUUUGCAAAGGUUCUCUGAUAGAAAAUGGCAACGUAAAGUCUGUCUCUGUGACAUGUGACUUCUUUAAAUCACAGACUUCUGCUCCUGGUGGUGAAAACUCUGCUGUUAACCUGGGUCCUGCGCAACUGCCCAAGGUGGAAGACUCCCAGCAGAAAAAGUCAGCUCCCACUGAUGCACCAGCCACAGCAGUGCCAAAAGGAUCUGUCCAAUACCUCCCGGACCUAGGUGAUGAGAAGCCCCAAGGGUCCCAGGAAAGUGUUCCUGUGGAGGCCUUCCCUGUGCAUCUGGAUCUAACCAGGAAUCCCCAGGGAGAACCUGUGGAUAUCUCCUUCCUCUUCAUGGGGCCUGAGAAGGAGACAGUGCUGGUGCUACCUUUCCCCUCCAAAGAACAACGCUCUGCUGAGUGCCCAGGACCAGCCCAGGAGGACAACCCUUUUCUUCUUCCUCCACAAGAACCACAUAAAAUCCUCUAUAGUCAUGUGGUGGCCAAAGGAGAAGGGAUUGUGUGGGAAAGGGUGAAGGGGUCAAUUCAAAUGUAGAAAGUUGCUAAUAAAUACCUCUUUGGCUCU
Talpa occidentalis (Iberian mole) is the source of this 1558-nucleotide messenger RNA. RefSeq names its product fetuin-B-like. Gene Ontology annotation, cellular component: extracellular region. Lineage: Eukaryota; Metazoa; Chordata; Mammalia; Eulipotyphla; Talpidae. Gene Ontology annotation, molecular function: cysteine-type endopeptidase inhibitor activity; metalloendopeptidase inhibitor activity. Gene Ontology annotation, biological process: binding of sperm to zona pellucida; negative regulation of endopeptidase activity. Bases 68 to 1528 code for a protein of 486 amino acids. The record is from RefSeq and is a predicted model, not a curated record. The transcript has 7 exons.